Messenger RNA from Nicotiana tabacum (common tobacco), 351 nucleotides. NCBI's taxonomy places the organism in Eukaryota, Viridiplantae, Streptophyta, Magnoliopsida, Solanales, Solanaceae. The record is from RefSeq and is a predicted model, not a curated record.
UUAUGUUCAAGCUGGAACAGUGAUGAAUAACUAUGCACACAUUUUUGAGCUGCUCAUACGCCUACGGCAGGCAGUUCUUCAUCCUUACCUUGUGGUAUACUCGAGUACUGCUUUGGCAAAAAAUGGGAGCAUGGACUCUGGAAAUAUUGAGCAACCUUGUGGAUUAUGUCAAGAUACAGUGGAAGAUCCAGUAAUUACUUCUUGCAACCAUGCCUUUUGCAAGACGUGUUUGAUAGACUUCGCUGCAAGUGUGGGACAAUUGUCAUGCCCUCUGUGUUCUGAACUACUUUCAGUUGACUUAAGUGCAAAUAAUGAUAAGGCGGAUCAGAAUUCUAAACCGACUCUCAAAAG